CGUGGGUGCGUCCUGUCUACACGCCACCAAUGCCUGCCCUCAUGAUCAUGACGACGCUCCCCGCGACCUCGUACCUGCACGGCGGCUUCCACCCGCUCGUGCGCGCGCCGCACUUCGCGCCAGCGCCGCUCUACUCCCUCUCCGACUUGAUGCUCGACCGCCGCCCAUCCUUCCACCGCCUCCUUUCGCGUCCGCCCGAGCACUGGUUCGAGGGCGUCGCCUCCUUGGCCGAGUCGCUACGCCACCACGCUCAAGCUCACUGGACCGAUCUCGGCGACGCGGUCGAGCUCAAGCUCGCCGUGCCGGCCAGCGGUGAGGUCGAGGUGAUUGCGCCGGACCCGGACGUCUCUGAGCUCCGGAUCAUGGCCACGGGAGGAGAUGAGCGUGGCGUCAAGUGGUCCAAGACCGUCGCGCUCGACCUGCCCUUCGACCUGAAAGACGUGAGUGACGUGAAGGCCAGCCGGGACGGCGGCGUGCUGACGCUCCUGGUCGCCAAGUCGGCCGCGGCGCCUCCGGAGCCUGAGCCUGAGCCGCCCGUCCCUGUCCGCAUCGAAGUCAAGGAGGCGCCGAAGGCGGCACCGGAGGCGGCGCCCGAAGACGGCACGGCGGCCGAGGCUGCCCGGCUCGCGAGGGCCAAGGAGGAGGAGCAAGCUCUCGAGGCCAAGUUUGGGUCGCUUCCCAAGAAGGAGGAGGAGCCGGCGGCCAAGCCUGAGGCCAAGCCUGAGGCGGACGCCGAUGCGAAGGAGGCGGCAGACAAGGCCAAAGAGAUCGAGGCGAAGGAGGCGGCAGACAAGGCCAAGGAGAUCGAGGCAAAGGAGGCCGCAGACAAGGCCAAGGAGAUCGAGGCGAAGGAGGCGGCAGACAAGGCCAAGGAGAUCGAGGCGCUGGAGGCGAAGCUGGCGCAGCUCAAGGGCUCGGCCUCGGCUGCCUGAGCCAGCACUCUUGGUGCGACAGAAGAACGCGGCUAGAGGGAGAGCAAGCGGAGAGAGGGGAAGAGGCGUUUCCCCUUGGGAUUGUGGGCCAUUUAGUAGGCAGCGUGCAGUAGAGGCGCAGGGCUCGAUGAGAGAAAAUAGAGUCACAGACAACGUCAGAGUACGACUUUAGUCAGUAGGGCAGUGCCAUUUCACUCUGACACGCUAAUCUUGAAAACGUCUCC
This is a messenger RNA of Emiliania huxleyi CCMP1516, 1156 nucleotides long. RefSeq lists its product as hypothetical. The record is from RefSeq and is a predicted model, not a curated record. Bases 30 to 932 code for a protein of 300 amino acids. The transcript has a single exon. NCBI's taxonomy places the organism in Eukaryota, Haptophyta, Isochrysidales, Noelaerhabdaceae.